Messenger RNA from Nematostella vectensis (starlet sea anemone), 8142 nucleotides. RefSeq names its product serine/threonine-protein kinase mTOR. Gene Ontology annotation, biological process: TOR signaling; protein phosphorylation; negative regulation of macroautophagy. Gene Ontology annotation, cellular component: TORC1 complex; nucleus; TORC2 complex. The transcript has 65 exons. NCBI's taxonomy places the organism in Eukaryota, Metazoa, Cnidaria, Anthozoa, Actiniaria, Edwardsiidae. Bases 265 to 7677 code for a protein of 2470 amino acids. Gene Ontology annotation, molecular function: protein-containing complex binding; protein binding; protein serine/threonine kinase activity. The record is from RefSeq and is a predicted model, not a curated record.
ACGGAAUUUAUAUUUCUUUGUACUCCGUUGAUAGUUAAGUGCAAUGUGUUUUAAGCUUAUCUGAUUAGUUCUCAUAUAGAAUUUGUUUUGGUUGAAACAGAACCCCAAGACUCAAAACGGAAACAAUAAUACCCAGGCCACCUCGCGGUCACAGCACAAAUUCAACAACAUGGCGGCCUUCAGGAGGGAGUUUCUUGUCCUCUUGUGAACUCACUCGUGUACCAAUCGAUAACAGUUGCAAAAACUGUCGAUCUAGCGUCCAGGAUGAUGCAACAACUACGACCACAAUUGCUUUCCGGACUCAAGAGCCGCUCGGACGAGUCACGGCUACAGGCAGCGAAAGAUCUUCAACAUUACGUGUCCACCGAGCUGCGAGAAGCAUCUCCCGAGCAGUAUGGCUCGUUCAUGGAUGAGUUCAACCACCAUAUAUUUGAGAUGGUUUCUAGUUCGGACGCCAAUGAGAAGAAAGGUGGUAUAAUGGCUAUAGUUGGGUUGAUCGGUAUCUCUGGGGGAAGUGCAACCAAGGUGAGCCGGUUUGCAAACUAUUUGCGAAACCUGUUGCCGUCUAAUGACACUGCAGUGAUGGAAAUGGCGUCCAAGGCAAUGGGUCGUCUAGCCCUAACAGGGGGAACAUUCACUGCUGAUUAUGUAGAGUUUGAAGUCAAAAGGGCAUUGGAAUGGCUUGGAGGUGACAGAAAUGAAGGGAGACGUCAUGCAGCUGUUCUUGUAUUACGAGAGCUAGCAGUAAAUGCACCAACAUUCUUUUUCCAACAAGUGCAACCAUUUUUUGACAACAUUUUCAAUGCAGUUCGUGACCCCAAGCAAGCCAUUAGAGAGGGUGCUAUGGAGGCUCUUCGGGCCUGUCUGGUCAUUCUGGCUCAAAGAGAGACAAAGGAGAUAAGAAAGCCCCCUAUUUGGUAUAGUCAAACCUAUGAAGAAGCCAAGAAAGGUUUUGAGGGCUCCACAAACACCAAGGAGAAGGGUGUGGUCUUGACAAAGGAGGACAAAGCACAUGGCUCCUUGCUAAUAAUCAAUGAGCUGAUCAGAAGUGCUAGUCUUGAGGGAGAGCAAUAUAAAAAAGAUCUGGAAGACAUUUACUGUGAUCAAGUCCAAAGUAAUGUGAUGAGCCUGAAUGAUCUUGGAAUAACUUCACCGAAAAGCAAGUUCUCGUACCAGACAGGGUCCCACACCCACCCCACGCUCUCUUCACUGGCCAGCGGAACUCAACUAGGGGAGAUCAACCCAUUGUGCCAUAGCAAAGUUUGUAAGGAAUUCAUGGAAGAGAAGUUUGAUGAGGUGUGCAUUCUUGUGCUCUACUAUAGUGGGACAAGAAAUAGCACCAUUCAACAGACCCUUCUAACUCUCCUGCCAAGACUGGCUGCAUUCCAGCCACAGAAAUUUGUUAAAAAGUAUCUGAAAGAAUCUAUGCAGUAUCUUGUCGGGGCAUUGAAAAGAGACCGUGAGAGAUCUUCUGCUUUCAAAGCCAUAGGCUUGCUUGCUAUUGCUGUUCGCCACAACAUUGAACCCUUCAGCAAACCUGUUGUUGAGCAGGUUAAACAGUCUCUACCCAUGAGGGAUUUGGGCCACAAACGGCAGAAGGCAGUGACAGUGGACCCGAUGGUGUUCGCAUGCGUUGCUAUGCUGUCUCGAGCAAUCGGCCCUAAGAUAUCAAAAGAUGUGAAAGAGCUGUUAGAACCCAUGCUUUCUGUAGGGUUAAGUCCUGCGCUAACUGCCUGUUUGCAUGACCUCGCCCACCAAGUUCCACAGUUGAAGAAGAGCAUACAAGAUGGCCUCCUUAAGAUGUUGUCAUUGAUCUUGAUGCAGAAGCCUCUUCGGCAUCCUGGAGCUCCCAAAAGCACUCCAGCACUAACCCCAUCCACCUCCUCUCACUCCUUAUUCGACUCGUCAGACGUCACAAGCACAGUUCUUGCACUUAGAACUCUAGGGUCGUUUGACUUUGAGGGUCAUCUCCUGACCCAUGUGAAUCUAGUGCGCAACUGCGCCGAGACGUUUCUGGCCAGCGAGUUCAAGGACAUUCGGAUGGAAGCCGUCAGGACUUGUUCAAGGCUUCUCUCACCUUCCCUACAUCCGAUGGUGGUGACCAAUGCCCCUCAGCAUGGUCCGAUUAGCGCCACGUCCACACAGGUCGUGUCUGAAGUUCUCAGUAAGAUGCUUAUGGUUGGCAUAACAGAUCCAGACCCAGACAUCCGCCAUUGUGUCCUGUCAUCCCUGGACGAGCGGUUUGACGCCCAUCUCGCCCAAGCCGAGAACCUUGCUGCUCUUUUUGUAGCUUUGAAUGACGAGGAGUUUGAGAUCCGAGAGGUGGCCAUCAGUAUUAUCAGCAGGCUUAGCAACCUUAACCCAGCGUACAUUAUGCCUUCUCUCAGAAAGGCUCUCAUACAGAUUCUCACAGAGCUAGAGUAUAGCGGUGUCGGGCGAAGUAAGGAGCAGAGUGCCCGUAUGUUGGGCCAUCUUGUGUCUAACGCACCCAUGCUCAUCAGACCGUACAUGGAGCCCAUACUAAAGGCCUUGAUCCCGAAGCUGCGUGACCCGGACCCAGAGGUUGUCAUCAGUGUACUUGCGGCGAUUGGAGAACACGCGCAGGUAAGCGGUACGAAGAUGUGCAAGUGGAUGAACGAGCUCUUCCCAAUUAUCAUCGAUAUGCUUCAAGAUGCUUCUUCCAUGGCUAAGCGCAAGAUUGCUCUAUGGACUCUCGGGCAACUGGUGGAGAGCACGGGCUAUGUGGUCGAACCGUAUCGAAAGUAUCCAAACCUUUUGGAGGUGCUCCUCAACUUUUUAAAGACGGAACAAGCACCAGGCAUAAGACGCGAGGCUAUCCGCGUACUGGGUCUGCUAGGGGCACUAGAUCCAUACAAACACAAGCUGAACCAGAUUGAGGGAGUGUUGGAUGAUGGCGGCAUCUCUACAGGCAGUAAAGAGAGUGAAACAGAUACGAGCACUAGCGAGAUGCUGGUGACGAUGGGGAGUGUGGUGCUGGAGGAGUUCUACCCGGCUGUCGUUAUAUCAGCACUGAUGAGAAUCGUCCGGGAUCCAAGUCUGUCUAGCCACCACACUAUGGUCAUACAGGCUGUCACAUUUAUCUUCAAAAGUUUGGGUAUGAAAUGUGUGACCUAUUUAUCCCAGAUUAUGCCUUCCUUCCUGAAUGUUAUACGGACAUGCGACUCGGGAUUCCGCGAGUUUGUGUUCCAACAGCUCGGGGUCCUUAUCUCUAUCGUCAAGCAGCAUAUCAGAAAUUACCUAGACGAUAUCUUCACCUUGAUCAAGGAAUACUGGACCAUCAACAGUCCAAUGCAAACUACUAUCGUCCUGCUCGUUGAGCAAAUCGCAGUGGCACUCGGAGGGGAGUUCAAGAAUUACUUGCCGCAAAUCAUUCCUCACAUCCUGAAGGUGUUUAUGCAUGAUAACAGCCCGCAGAGAAGUGUCACUACAAAGCUUCUGAACGCUCUGCAGAUGUUCGGUUCAAGUUUGGAUGACUACCUUCACCUUCUUGUGCCACCAGUCGUCAAGCUCUUUGACUCCAACGAGAUCCCUCUUAGCGUCAGGAAAUGCGCGCUGGAAACACUGGACCGGUUGAGCGAGUCCCUGGAUUUGACGGACUUUGCAUCACGGAUCAUCCACCCUAUAGUGCGAACCCUGGACUCGUGUUCAGAGCUCCGAGGUACUGCCAUGGAUACCUUGUCAUCUCUUGUGUUCCAGCUUGGCAAGCGUUACUCAACGUUCAUCCCUACCGUUAACAAGGUUCUCAUCAAACACAAAAUUCAACAUCAGCGAUAUGACGUCCUGAUCUGUAAGAUUGUCAAGAGUAAUUUUGUGCUGGAUUGGGAAAAUGAUCUGUUGUUACGGCGUCAGAAGUUGGUGCGCGGCAACUUUGCUGAUGACUCGGCAACUACCGCCGCAAUAGAGGCUGCAAGUAUCAAGAAACUCGCCUUUAAGCCAGAUAGCCUGCAAAAGGCGUGGGGAGCCUCGCGCUGUGUGUCCAAAGAUGACUGGAUGGAGUGGCUGAGGCGACUUAGUGUUGAAUUGCUCAAGGAGUCGCCCUCGCCUGCGCUAAGAUCAAGCUGGGCUACUGCUCAGACCUACCCCCCUCUAGCAAGAGAUCUCUUCAACGCUGCGUUUGUGUCGUGUUGGUCCGAGCUUCACGAAGAGCUUCAGAAUGAGCUCGUGAAGAACCUGGAACUUGCGCUCAAGUCACAGAUACCCGAGAUCACCCAGACGCUACUGAACCUCGCUGAAUUCUUGGAACACACCGAGAAGGGUGCAUUACCGCUGAGCAGUGAUCUGCUGGGUGAGCAGGCGUCUAAGUGCCGUGCCUACGCCAAGGCGUUACACUACAAAGAAGAGGAAUUCCACAGGGUGCCCAACACGGAGACACUCGAGGCGCUCAUCAGUAUUAACAACAAGUUACAGCAGCCUGAAGCAGCACACGGAGUAUUGGUGUACGCACAGCGUAUGCACGGAGCAGAUGUGGAAAUCCGAGAACGCUGGUACGAGAAGCUGCACGAUUGGGAAAAUGCCUUAAAUGCGUACAAGAAAAAGCUGGAUCAGGACCCAGAGGACAUUCACCUCACCUUGGGCCGGAUGAGAUGUAUGGAGGCCCUAGGAGAAUGGGGAGAGCUGCACACGGUGGCGUGUGACAAGUGGCCGGACGUGAGUGAUGACAUCAGAAAGCAGAUGGCGCGUAUGGCUGCUGCGGCUGCGUGGGGACUAGGCAACUGGGAGAGCAUGGAGGAGUACACGUGUCUUAUUCCUCGCGACACGCAAGAAGGCGCUUUCUACCGCGCGGCCCUUGCCCUUCACCACGACAACUUCCAGCAAGCGCAAGCAUGUAUCGAUGCAGCGCGUGAUUUACUAGACACAGAACUGACGGCUCGCGCCGGGGAGAGCUACAACAGGGCGUAUGGGGCGAUGGUGUCCGUGCAGAUGUUGUCUGAGCUGGAGGAGAUCAUUCAGUACAAGCUUGUGCAUGAACGACGUGAAGAUAUCAAGAGGACUUGGUGGAACCGUCUGCAGGGUUGUCAGCGCGUGGUUGAGGACUGGCAGAAGAUUCUCCAAGUUCGCUCACUAGUCCUGACGCCUCAAGAAGACAUGCAAUCAUGGCUCAAGUAUUCUAGCUUGUGCAGGAAGAGCGGCCGCCUUGCACUUAGCCACAAAACCCUGGUGAUGCUACUGGGAAGUGACCCAUCCAAGCACCCCGACUUGCCCCUCCCUACGACGUACCCCCAGGUCACCUUCGCUUACAUGAAGCACUUGUGGAGAGAGGGGCAGAAGGAAGAGGCUUUUCAGCACUUGCAUUUCUUUGUGCACACAACCCUGCAUCAGCAAGCCCUGCAGUCGCUCUCCCCGAACGACGAUGACAAUAAACGAGAGGAACUGCUCAAACUGGUGGCAAGGUGUUACCUGAAACUGGGAGAUUGGCAAUCCUCGCUCCAGGGCUUCAAUGAAAACACCAUUCCUCAAAUUCUACUCUACUAUUCUGCAGCCACAGAGAACGACAAAAGCUGCUAUAAGGCGUGGCACUCGUGGGCAUUUAUGAAUUUUGAGGCGGUGCUGUACUACAAGAACCAACAGGAGAAAGAAAAGAGCGAAGGCCUGUCACCUGGCCACCCGUCUUCCCCCUCAGCCUCACCUAAGACGGUCAACCCAGUCAUAACGUAUGCUAAGCCCGCGGUGCAUGGCUUUUUCAAGUCAAUUGCCCUGUCCAGUGGUAAUUCGUUACAAGACACGCUCAGGUUGCUUACCCUGUGGUUCGACUAUGGCCAUCUGCCUGAGGUGUACGAAGCUUUAGUGGAAGGAAUAAAGACCAUCCAGAUAGACACAUGGCUACAAGUCAUCCCUCAAUUGAUAGCAAGGAUCGACACCCCGCGGCAACUUGUCGGUCGUCUUAUUCACCAGCUGCUGACUGACAUUGGCAAGCAUCACCCUCAGGCUUUGAUUUAUCCUCUGACGGUGGCGUCUAAGUCAGCAAGCAGUGCCCGUCAUAAUGCAGCAAAUCAGAUCUUGAAGAACAUGUGUGAGCACAGCCAACAACUUGUACAGCAGGCUGUGAUGGUGAGCGAGGAGCUGAUCCGAGUAGCCAUACUAUGGCACGAGCUGUGGCACGAGGGGCUGGAGGAGGCGUCACGCAUGUACUUCGGUGAAGGUAACGUCAAAGGCAUGUUCGCUGUACUCGACCCUCUGCAUCAGAUGAUGGAACGAGGCCCUCAGACUCUCAAGGAGACCUCCUUCAACCAGGCGUACGGGCGCGAUCUUAUGGAGGCGCAGGAAUGGUGCCGGAGAUAUCAGAAGUCUGGUAAUGUAAAGGACCUGACGCAGGCGUGGGAUCUGUACUACACCGUGUUCAGGCGCAUCUCCAAGCAGCUGCCACAGUUGACGUCGUUAGAGCUCCAGUACGUCUCCCCUAAGCUUCUGAUGUCACGUGACCUGGAGCUGGCUGUUCCCGGUACUUACGAGCCUCAUAAGCCUGUUAUUCACAUCCGAAACGUGCACUCGUCCCUCAACGUGAUCACCUCCAAGCAAAGACCCCGGAAGCUGUGUCUUGCAGGCAGCAAUGGCUCGGACUUCAUGUUCUUGUUGAAGGGUCACGAGGACCUGCGGCAAGAUGAACGCGUCAUGCAGCUGUUCGGACUUGUCAACACAUUGCUAGCAAGCGACCCCGAGACGUCCAAGAGACAUCUUAGCAUCCAGCGUUACGCUGUUAUCCCACUUUCCACCAACUCCGGAUUGAUCGGCUGGGUACCGCACUGCGACACGCUGCACGCCCUUAUCCGGGACUACAGAGAGAAGAAGAAGAUACUGCUAAAUAUCGAGCAUCGCAUCAUGCUUACGAUGGCGCCUGACUAUGAUCACUUGACGCUGAUGCAAAAGGUCGAGGUGUUUGAGCAUGCGCUGGCCAACACCAAUGGCGACGACUUGGCUAAACUUCUCUGGCUGAAGAGUCCCAGCUCUGAGGUGUGGUUCGACCGUCGCACUAACUACACGCGCUCCCUCGCUGUCAUGUCAAUGGUCGGAUAUGUGCUUGGUCUAGGAGACAGGCACCCGUCUAAUCUGAUGCUGGAUCGUCUGACUGGGCGAAUUUUACACAUCGAUUUCGGUGAUUGCUUCGAGGUGGCCAUGACGAGAGAGAAAUUCCCGGAGAAAAUACCGUUCAGAUUGACGCGGAUGUUGACAAAUGCUAUGGAGGUGACUGGUAUCGAUGGUAACUACCGUCUGACCUGCGAGAGCGUGAUGCGCACCAUGCGUGAACACAAGGAUAGCGUGAUGGCCGUACUGGAGGCCUUCGUCUACGAUCCGCUGCUGAACUGGCGCCUUAUGGAUAAUGCUGCUCCGAAGAUCAAGAGAUCAAAAGGUCGUUCAGACACUAUGACCGAGGCCGCAGAAGAAAUGUUGGAAGGUGUAGACGUUAAUCGAGACAAGCCAAGUGCCAAAAAGCCUGCCGAGCCUCUUCAUUCUAUCGAGGAGGAAACUGGCCACAAGCCAGAGUUUUUAAACAAGAAAGCGCUAGACAUCAUCACCCGCGUCCGUGACAAACUCACCGGGCGGGACUUUGCGAAUCGUAACACACUGGACGUCCCAACGCAAGUAGAUCUCCUAAUAAAACAAGCAACUGCGCAUGAGAAUUUAUGCCAGUGCUACAUCGGCUGGUGUCCGUUCUGGUAGACGCUGCUAGAACCAUCUAGUGUCUGUGAGUUCAUUACCGAUAUAUCCGUAGAGACCGUGUUCUUUAGAUGCUGGUUACAAGCAUGCAACAUCAGAACAAGGUGGUCUCGGGUCACAAUUACUCCAAGUGUACCAUCGAGGUCAAUAGGACAAAAGUGUACCAUCGAGGUCAAUAGGACAAGUGUACCAUCGAGGUCAAUAGGACAAGUGUACCAUCGAGGUCAAUAGGACAAGUGUACCACCGAGGUCAAUAGUAAAAGGCGAUGCAGUACUCCUACUUCUAUGCAGCUGAUGGCCAGUGAGCUCAAGCGCAUUGUAUGGCAAAGCUCAUGUCAGCUUGGGUUGAUGAUGCCUUUCUUUGUAAUAUGUCGAGCUCUCUAAAACAAUUGUUCAAAUAUCUGAGUCUAUUUUCAGGGUAGUUAUUCAAGGAAAUUUGGUAGAUAAUAAAACAAAAUUCAAAUAAUA